UCUGUACUGUAGAAGGUGCAGCAAAAGUUAGGUGCCCUUCGCAACAUCCAGCCCGCCAGUUCCUUUCGAAAAUCCAACCACAAAAUGAUCGCUUACUUAACACCUUUCACCAUUCAUUCUCUCCUGCUCCUCAGAAUCUCGCUCCACCUGCAACCCUUACGCCUCCUUCUGAGGAGAGAGAUGAAAUGGAAAAGGAAGCAAGCCAAGCACCAGCAAGAAGAGAAGGAGAAGAAGCACUCCACUUCCAGUUUUUCCAUUUCCAACAUCCUUCCACUUUGUUGGUUUUCCAAGCUCAGGAAUUUGAGCUCCAAACCCAAAGUCCCGACCGCCAAACCCGUGCGAAAUGCGGCCGGACCGCCACCGCCGCCUUCUCCUCGCCACCGCUCCGCCUCCGACCAUCUCUCCUUCUCACCCGCCGUUCUUGACCGGCUCGUCGCCCGAUUCCCCACCUCCUUCCGCGACGCCGGCGACGCCCCUCGCCGCCGAUCCAUCGGAGAGGAUGAUAGCCUCCUCGCCCGAGACAGGACGAGUCACAGCCGAGGAAUCGCCCGAUCCGCCCGGCAUAACUCGGUGGGCGAGCUCGACUUCAGGCCGCCGCCUACUUCGUUCACCGACAGCCGGCCGAACUUGGAACUCGCUGAGUCGCAGCCGCUGGGCCACCUGAUCCCCUUCUCGAGGAGGUCGUCCCGGCGAUGGCCCCGGAAUCUCGAGCCCGCCUCGGAGAGCGAGAAGUCCGAAACCGAUCCCUCCCGGAUGCGCCACCGCCGGUUGCGGCGGCGGAGGCGGAGGAGCAAGGCAGGAAGAGAAGGCGGUGGGGCUUUGGAGGAGACAGAAGGGCUUCCGGCGCGGAGAACGAAGCCGCCUCCGGCCACCGAUCCCGAUAGGACAGAGGAGAAUCGCUGGGGCGGAGAAGCCCGCAAGUCCAUCAGCGGAAGGAUGCGGCCCAAGGUUAGGGUUUGUUCGCCGCGGCCGUCGGUGGCAUCGAGGGCGGAAAUGGGAAGGAUAAAAGCGCGGAGGAGAGCAGAGGCCGAGGAGAAGAAGGGGUUGGAGAGCUUCGCGGUGGUAAAGUGCUCGUGUGAUCCGCAGAAGGAUUUCAGGGAAUCGAUGGUGGAGAUGAUAUGGGAGAAGAGGAUCGGACGGCCGGAGGAGCUCGAGAGCCUGCUCGCAUGCUACCUGUCGCUCAACUCGGACGAGCACCAUGACGUUAUCGUAAAAGUUUUCCGGCAGGUCUGGUUCGACCUCAACCCGGAGCGGUUCAGCUCGCACCGCUUCAAUGAUUAAACCGCCGGUUGUUGGUCAGACCGGCAUAUAUUUUGUAUCUCUGGCUUGUCCAUUUUCUUGAUCUAUCUUAGUUUCUCUAUUUACGAUAAGAAAUGGUGUCUUGCUUUCAGCAAGGGAGCGGACUUAAUUACACAACGUUAAUAUAAAGGUUCUUGGGGUAUAACCAA
This is a messenger RNA of Elaeis guineensis (African oil palm), 1448 nucleotides long. RefSeq lists its product as uncharacterized. Gene Ontology annotation, biological process: negative regulation of DNA-templated transcription. NCBI's taxonomy places the organism in Eukaryota, Viridiplantae, Streptophyta, Magnoliopsida, Arecales, Arecaceae. The record is from RefSeq and is a predicted model, not a curated record.